AUGUAUAAAACCGUGGACAAACGUGUACGCCCUGUACCAGGAGUAUAUCCUGAAGACGCUCGAGUGGAGCGACGCCUACCAGAGGACCCUUUGAUCUCAUUACCCAUGCUGUCACCAAACCCCCCGGACUUUGAGCCCACACGCAAGCUCACAAAAGAGCGCAUAGAAAUUAUGAAGAUCAACAUCGACAAAUUCCUAUGGCCAGAAGAGGAGAAGCUGUUCCUACAUAUUAUCAAACUAAAUGAGAAGGCACUGGCAUUCGAAGAUGCAGAACGAGGAACCUUUAGAGACGACUAUUUUACUCCCUUCAUAUACCCAACUAUCGAUCACAAGCCUUGGGAACAGUCGAAUAUUCCGAUUCCUCCCGGACAUCGUGAGGAGGUCAUCAAGAUAUUAAAGGAUAAAAUCGCCGCAGGAGUCUAUGAACCAAGUCAAGCGUCAUAUAGGUCGAGAUGGUUCUGUGUCAAGAAAAAGGAUGGCAGG
Punctularia strigosozonata HHB-11173 SS5 is the source of this 483-nucleotide messenger RNA. RefSeq lists its product as uncharacterized. The annotation marks the transcript as partial. The transcript has a single exon. The record is from RefSeq and is a predicted model, not a curated record. Lineage: Eukaryota; Fungi; Basidiomycota; Agaricomycetes; Corticiales; Punctulariaceae.